CUGCGCCAUAUCGCCGCGGCGGCGAGGUGCUGAGCCAGGAUGGGUUUUGCCGAAGACAAAGUGUACAACUACAUUUUGAAAAACCUCACGAAUUUCAAGAACAUCCAUGUGUCGUCGCUGGCCGAUUCCCUGAGCUGCCUGACCGAGGCUGACAGAGAUGAACUUCGCACCCGGGAGGAAAUGCGGGGCAGCCAGGCGACCGUCUAUAAGUUUUACCAGCACCUGAGGUGCCGGCAGGGCUGGGUGCUGGAUCUCAUCAACGCGCUGCACCAGAACAACGCGGGGCACCUGGCUGACGAGCUGCAGCAUGUAUAUGACUCCUGGCAAGCCCGUAUGUAGCCUCGUCGUUCCCCAGCUCCGGCCGCUGCCUCCUUCCCUCCAGCAGCCAGCAAUGCUUGUCCUGCUGUCUCCUCCAUCCGUGCCCCGAUGCCGUCCCCGGGGCUGAACCCUGCUCCAGGCACCCCGUUGGCUGAGCAGCCAUGCCGAGACCAGCCCAUCGGCAGCCAUCCACCUCUCCUGCCCAGUGCUGCCACUCCCGUGAGCACGGACCUGGACGCCAGGGCGCCGGUUCAGGAAUCGCUCCCCAAAAACCUCCUGGAGCAAGAGAGUCCCCAGCUGCCUCUGCCUGGGAGCGCAGUCCGUGACGGAGUGAGCGAUGGGCACGGCGGAGAGGGGCAUCGCUCGCACCCCAUCGAGGUGGCGCAGGCAGCAGCGGUGACCUCCGGGGCAGCCAGCGUGGCCGUGCCAUCAGCUGUCCCCCCUGAGCAGGGCCGGGACUGGCUGAGCCGCCAGCAGCACCCGGUGUGUGUGGACAAUGGGUGUUUCGGGAAUGCCAACCACCUACACCGCGGCGCGCCGGGCUUGGGUUUGGGCAGGUCUCUUCCGCUGAGGGAUGCGGGCACUUCUUGCAGCCCCAAGCAGCCCAGGAAUGAUCCCGAAGAGGACUUCUAUGUCUCCACUGAGUCGCCCCUGAAGCUGGAGGAGACUGCUUGCAGCAGGGGGACCCAGCCCCCAGGCUCACUGCCGAAAGCGCAGGCUGUGCCCAGCUCCGAGCACGGCGAGCCCUCGGGCAGCUUCGUGGAUGUGCGCAGCCCCCUCCUUAUACAGCAGCAGUUUGAUGCGGAGCAGAAGCGGGUCGGGAUGCUGCGAGAGCACAGAGGAGAUGAAGACACUUGGAUGGAAACAACUACCCUGGUCGCUACCCCUGUGCCCAGAGAUGCUUCCCUGUCCUGCGACACCUCCCUGAAGCCUCCUGUACAAGAGAGAAAACUGCCCGUGGGGGAGACGGCCAGCAGCACUCCCUCCAUGCCGACAAAGGAGAAAGUGCUCCUGGCCUCGGUGGACCCUCUCUCGACUUCUGCAGGAAGCUUUGAAGGCACAUCUGGGAGGACGGCCUGCUGGGUGAGCUCUUACAGCAACACGGAGAGGGAUGUGGAGCUCAGCAAGCCAGGCGUCCUCCUCUCCAUGCCUGGGGAGAGCCAAGAGGCAGCCGGCAGAUGCCCGAGUUCUCGGGGGCCUAGCGGCCCCCAUUCUGAGGUGUCCGAUAGCCUCACCUUCAGCAGCGACCCGCUCCUGGUGAGCACGGAUAGCUCAAGCUCAGGAGAAGCUCCCUCCAGAGUCUCCGUGGGAUGCCCGGCUCCAGCAGCUCAUGAAGACCCCAGGGGAGAAGAGGCAGCUGGAGCAAGCAGAGACUCCAGCCCACCUCCGAGCUGGGACAGCACCUCCCUGGGCACCCACGAGGUUCGCGUGGACCACUACCCCAGCCCCCAGCUCGGGGCAGGCAGCGACCUCCGAGAUGGAGCAGAUCCCCUUGGAAACUCUCCAGUUUUUGCCUCUAGCAGGGGCCGUGGCACUGCAACCAGCUCGUCUCAGGCCAAAGUCCACCCAGGGGACAGCAACGGAGCGUCCCUGCCAUACGUCCUUCCAACUGUGGGCAUUGCUCUGAUUUCAGCUGUGGCAUUUCUGGUGUAUGCUCGAUUGCAGAAAUAGCGCUGCAGUGGAUGGGAUGCCACGACCAUCACUCAGCCUGGGUGAUUCCUCUUCGUAGCAGGAAUUUGGCCAACAUGUUUGAAGCCUGAAGAGCAGCAGGCAGGGGGGACAGUAGGGUCAUAGUUAAAUCUCUGGAAGGUUUUGCUGGAAGAGGCCUUGGUUGUGUGAUGCUGUUGGAUUUGGGUCUGUUCCCCCUAAUUUCCCAACCAUCUUGUCUGUAGCCUUCUCCUUUUACACCCGUAGAGAGGGUCUCAUUCAGGGAGUGAUCCCUUGAGUCAAAAAAGGAAGUCCUCAUGGCAAUUCUCCACGUCUUCCUUGUUUGAUCCCAGGAGGUCCCAGGGAAACAUGUCCUGGUGGUCCAAAGGGUGACCCCUCCGGGCAGUGCAGUGAGGCGAGGUUUUGCAGAUGUCCUGUAAAAGUGGAGCUGAUCUUGUUGGCUCUGCUCAUCUCAGCUUGAAAACGUGCCUGAGGGUCUGUGCAGCAGCCUUCACCAGGUGCCUGAUGUUGAAUUUGCCUUACUUGGCGUCUCUGGCUCUGUUGCUGGGACCUCGGCUCGUCUCUGCUCCUCCUUUUCCCCCUGUGCUGGGUGCGUGGGCAGGACACCGGUGCACCAAGUCACGCUGCCUUCUGCUCAUUCAUGAUGAGAGAUGCCCCCGUGAUGAGAACGUGCCAGGCCAGACCGCGUGCAAGCUGUCCCCUCUCCCAGGAUCCAUUGUCCUGCUUCGGUGCUUUGCUUUGGAGCAUCCUCCCCUGCUCCUGAGGAUGAGGGAUGGGCUCUGGGAUUGCUUCAUGCAGCACUGACACCCUGGGGAUGAAGCUGAGGGUCAGGAAAGAGCCGCAUCUAACCAGCUUUCUUGAGGAUCAACCUCAUCUCACCCCGCUCCAGCCAGGGAAAGGGGGAUUAUGCUUUAAGAGGAACAUUUCAAGCAAUGCCAGCAUUAAGCGGACUUGGUCCCACACAGGAUUGUUGGGCAUCUUUGAUCUUUAGGCUGUAUUUUUAGAGCCUGGCUAGGAGGGUGGAUGUAGUUCUCGCCUUUCCUGAUACCUGGUGCUACAGGAUGGGAAUACAGGAAACUUGUGUCCAGGCUGGGACACAAAAAGGAUUGGCUGUGCACGGUGCAGGAAGGCCAUACCCGGUGGCCAAGAUAUUCUGGGUUAUCACGAAGGUCCCAUUUAGAAUUAGUCCAUAAUUUCCCUGCUAUCCCCAGGGACCAGCUUGGAGUGCGAGGGGAUUGGGCUGCAAGAUUUCUAAGAUAAAAUCCUCAAACCCAAACAAAUAUCCCCAGCUUCCCCCUGUCCAGGGCAGCAGCUUUUGGGGGCAGAAGCGACCCUGCUCAGUCGCUGCUGGCACGCAUUUCUAACUCCAGACAGAGUUUAGUGCUCUCCAGCCAUGCUGCCUGCUUCUGUCUGGUGCUGACGGCCGGGCUGCACUCCUAAUCCAGGCUGUUGCUUCUUCCCUGCUUUACCGUGUCCAGUAAUUUACUCCUCCUGGAUUGCUGCCGUUCGGCACAGCUUCCCAAAAUAUGACCUUCCUGCUGGCAGGGGACCAGGAGGGAGAUGAGCUCCCUGGGUCCUGGCUGCAAAGUGAAGCCGUCAUGCCUGGAGCUUGACCUGCGGUGGGAAGGGUCCGUCAGCCCUGCAACAGGGUGAACGGCUGCUCCUCUCUCCUAACACUUUCCCUUUGCCCAAAAAUGCAAGAAGUGCCUCCCUUAAAUGAUAAGGAUGAUAAAUAUAUGCAAUAGCGAGGUGUUGAUUUUGAUCUGACAGGGCAGCUCUCCAGGUGAACUGGAGAUGUUCAUCGCUUGUUCAGUGCCCGGCGCUUUACCCGUCAGAGGAAGGGACAGUGCUUUUAAAUGCACUUGACCUCUGCUGGGAGAGGGAACAGGGGGACUGUUCUCCCCAUUUGAAGAUAACAUGGUGACUUCUCCAAAACCUCCCCACAAGCAGGGAGGAGAACCCGGCAUUCCCCAUCCGCAGUCCCCAGUAAGCUGGUUUUUUUCCUCAGCUGUUGUAAUUUUGUCAGUGAGGGCUUCGUAGAGACCCGUCACCUCCCUGUGAAAGCUGCACGUUUCAGCACUAAGAAUUGCUCUUUAUUUGCAGUGGGUAAGGAAAUCGCCCCAAAUCCUUUCACCUUGUUAAAAGGCUCAUGUUUACUACUGAAUAUUGCACCGAAAUAAAGCAGAAUACAUUUCGUAAAGCAGAGUACGCGAGCCUGCGUAACCACACUGCAGAAGCCAUCCCAAAAAGAGAGGGGGCGCGCGCCUUUCCCCCACGCUUCUGCGUGAUUCGGAGGACGUCCGUGAGAUCCCAAACCAGCAGCAUCCGUACCAAGGCCGCCUUCUUUGAUGCUUUACUUGCCUGCAAAAUUCCUCACGUAUUUUCCCCGCUCCUUUUUAGCAAUGGCUUGUACGCUUUGCCUUUUCACGUUGAAUCACUCUUGUGAAACAGCUGGUUUAUCACCACUUCAGACUCAAUAAAAGCACGCGUUCAGUGUUCUGCUGUGAAGUGCCAGUAUUUUCACAGUUGUAAUGUAGCACUUUAAAAGCAUAAUCAGCAGGUGAACUGCAGGAGGGAACUGUGUCACUGUAAAUCUUUUAAAAAAGAAAAAAAAGCCUUUUACUAACUGUAUAAUAAAAUUG
This is a messenger RNA of Gavia stellata (red-throated loon), 4628 nucleotides long. RefSeq names its product mitochondrial antiviral signaling protein (gene MAVS). Lineage: Eukaryota; Metazoa; Chordata; Aves; Gaviiformes; Gaviidae. The record is from RefSeq and is a predicted model, not a curated record. The transcript has 7 exons.